CCCUGUAGGAGACGUCGUUUUACUUGUUAUUCGUUUUGUCUCUGUGUAUGAAACGCUGCACAGAGGCCUACAGCAGUACCAUGGCGGAAACGAGCUCACCACUCUCGAACAAGACACGAGUAUCCAUCGUUGGAAGCGGUUUAAUCGGGCGGAGUUGGGCGAUGCUCUUCGCCAGUGCUGGGUUCGAGGUUUGCAUGUUUGACGUCGACAAGUCCCAGUUAGAACAAGCCAAGACAGCCGUCCUAGGGCAGCUGAAGGACCUGGAGUCUCAAGGCUUGCUGCGGGGAGCGCUCUCUGUUCAGCAGCAGUACGACAGCAUUGUAACAACCUCCAGUUUGGCAGACUGUGUGAAAGGCGCUGUCCACGUCCAGGAAUGUGUUCCAGAGACAGUAGACAUGAAGAGGAAAGUGUUCACACAGCUAGACAGUCUGGCGGAUGACCAAGUCAUACUCUGCAGUUCUUCUAGUGCCAUUGUCCCGUCCAAGUUCACAGAACAUCUUAAACAUAGGACAAAAUGUCUUGUUGCCCACCCAAUUAAUCCUCCAUUUUACUGCCGACUGGUGGAAUUAGUACCGGCUCCAUGGACGGACCUGGAAGCUGUGCAGACGACAAGGGACCUCAUGACGUCAAUUGGACAGGCACCAAUCACACUGAAGAAGGAGAUCACAGGUUUCAUACAACCGCGUAUACAGCACGCUAUUCUAGCCGAAUGCUGCAGGCUUGUUCAGGACGAGGUAAUCAGUGUUGCUGACGUAGAAACAGCCGUUAUUGAGGGUCUGGCUCCACGUUACGCUUUCAUGGGCCCUUUCGAGACAUGCCAUCUGAACGCCAACGGUCUAAAAGACUACUUUGACCGUUUCGGACAGACCAUAUACGAUGUUCAGAAGUCGUUUAACGUCCCACACCCAAUGCAGGGCGCGAAAGCAGAGGAAGCGGAGCGAGAGGUUACCCAGUGGGUUCCGUUAGAGGCCUUACCCCAGAGGCGUCAGUGGAGGGACAGAAGACUAGCUGCUCUUGCCAAACUUAAAAACGAGCUUGACAAUUCAUCAAAGUGAAGUUGAAAGCUUUCCAUCAUAUGUUUUUUUUGAAUUCUAAUUGAACAUUUAACUCUACCAGUAGAGUUGCAGUAUAUGUCUAUGGUGCAUAUUUGUACUUAUGCUCUGAAGUAUGUGGGAAAGAAAAUGUGGCCAAGGCCUCUUCAGUCAGCCAUUUGACCAGUUGUGUGAUUAAAGCUGCAUAUCCGAACAUCACAGCGCUUCUUUAAAAAUUUUGUUAUCGUUCUUUUUUGUCUGUUCGUGAGUAUGAAUUAGUGCUAUACACUGCAAAUAUUAACGACGCAUGACAUGUAUUUAUAAAAACACACGCAUUAAUGUGCAUACGUCUUUUCCAGAAACGCGUUACAUGUAUAUGGUGGGACUAUUCACGCAUACGUUUUUGUUAAAAAAUGGCCGGAAUCCUUUUGUGUAACAUUGACGUUUUCAGUAAAUCGUUUCAACGUAUUCUCCAAAACAUUGGUGUUUUAUAGAAAAGAUGUGACAUGUCUAGUAGGGUGGUCAAAUAACCGUUUUUGUUUUAACAUGUAUAUUCCUAUCAGUUUUGGUUAGGUAUUACAUUUUAUUAUUUUGAAUAAUUUCAAAUGACGACAAUAAUUUGAUUAACCUUGUGAAUAGUAUGGAAUGCCGUGGUAAAAGAGCGUACAUCUAGGUUUCGUGAUACAUAUGUAUACGUACUGUAUCAGUGAAAGGGUCCAGGCUAGAGGAGGGGACUAAUAAAUGCCUUACAGACUGUGUACAUUAACUUCAAACCGAGAAAGCGGGAUACUUAAAAUAUACAGCUGGUGAAAGACACACUUUUAGAAUCAAAAAUGGCUCACAAGGACAAUAUCCAGAAGCCUGCGAUCGUUUACUAACAAUCAAAUGUACGAUGGCGGAGACG
Liolophura sinensis is the source of this 1935-nucleotide messenger RNA. Its product is annotated as lambda-crystallin-like. The transcript has 6 exons. Lineage: Eukaryota; Metazoa; Mollusca; Polyplacophora; Chitonida; Chitonidae. The record is from RefSeq and is a predicted model, not a curated record. Gene Ontology annotation, molecular function: L-gulonate 3-dehydrogenase activity; NAD+ binding. Gene Ontology annotation, biological process: fatty acid metabolic process. The coding region runs from base 48 to 1055 and encodes 335 amino acids.